Molecule: messenger RNA, 1514 nt
Organism: Tribolium castaneum (red flour beetle)
Lineage: Eukaryota; Metazoa; Arthropoda; Insecta; Coleoptera; Tenebrionidae
Product: equilibrative nucleoside transporter 3
Exons: 6
Coding region: 49-1350 (433 amino acids)
Biological process (GO): nucleoside transmembrane transport
Cellular component (GO): plasma membrane
Molecular function (GO): nucleoside transmembrane transporter activity
Source: RefSeq, a predicted model, not a curated record
ACGCAGCCAGUAUAAAAUGUCCCUUCUUUGAAAAACAAAACCGGAACAAUGUCACACGAAGAAAAAUACAAAAGUAAAGACACCAACAAUGAGACGGUGUGUGAAAUUAAGAAGGAAAAACCGGACCUGGACCCUCCGCCAGAUCGGUUCCACCUAGUUUACAUUUUAUUUUUCUUCCUGGGGCUUGUUCAUUUCCUGCCUUGGAGCUUUUUUACCACAGCGACUGAAUUUUGGAUGUACAAGUUCCGAAACACUUCAAUUAAUGAAACGAAUUCGGAAUUUCGGACGUACCUGCAGGCGGAAUUUAACGCCUCGAUUAACAUAACUUUGGAAAUAACAGAAGUGGCUUUUUUGAUCGUGGGGGUUUUGUUCGGGCACUUGAUCCGAGUCAGAGUGCGGGUGAUUGGAAUUUUUUCAAUAAUAUUCGUGCUUUUCGCGAUUUUGUCCGUUUUUGUGGAAAUUGAUACGGAUUCUUGGCAAGAGGAGUUUUUCGGGCUGGUUAUGGUGAUCACAGCUGGAAUUAACUCACUGAAUGCCGUUUUUACGAUCACUGUGUACACGAUUUUGGCCAACUUCCCCCAAAGUUAUUUGGCCCCGUACUUGACAGGGGGCACUUUAGCGAGAAUAACUACUUCCAGUCUUCAGAUUUUUUCUCUGGCUUCUGGUUUGUCGGUGCAACACAGUGCCUUGCUGUAUUUUUUGCUGGGUGUUGGUGUGGUUGGUCUAACACUAAUUUUUAUCAUUUUCACCGGGAAAAAUAAAUUUUAUUUGCACCACAUGCGAAACUAUGUCGAUGGUUCUAAGGAAAAGCGAGUCUCUUUGAAAGAGGGCUGGCGUUUGUUGAAAAUUAUAUGGUCGCCGAUUAUUGUCAUGGGACUUCUUAUAUUCACAAUUGACGCUUGUCCCAAUGCUUUGGUCGUGUCAGAAGGCGAGGGACAAGGGCCUUGGAACGACGUUUACUUCAUUCCGGUUAUAAGUUACUGGUUGGCAGGAAUUUGCGAUUUGGUUGGACGAAACAUAGCGUUUAGAUUCGAUCUUAAACUGAGCAAUGUUGGUUGGAUCGCUUUUGUUGCACUAAGAAUGGUUACGAUGAUACCGUUGUUUAUAUUGGCUAAUGCCCAACCGCGUCACCAUUUACCAGUGUUGCUACCUCAUGAUUAUCAGUAUAUUAUCAUUGUGAUUGUAUCGAAUAUUUCUGGGGCCUAUAUCAUGAACCGAACGUACUACAACAUCAAAAAAUUGGUUACUCAGGAAGAACUGAAAGACGCGUAUCAUGUCAAUAUGGUUAUGGUAGGGCUGCAGAUGGGACUGUUUUCUUGUGUCAAUAUGGUUACUGUGAACCUUUUGUAAUUGAGCUGUUUUAAGCUUGUCUUUGAUCUUAAUCUGUUUACUUUUAAUAUUGUUAUACCGUAAAGUUUUGAUUAUUGAAUACGAUUCAAUUUUUUUGAGUUGUAUUAAAAGUUUAUUAAUUUAUCAAAUUUUUUCGGAGUUGUAAUAAAAAUUUAUUAGACUUA